Cynara cardunculus var. scolymus (artichoke) is the source of this 520-nucleotide messenger RNA. RefSeq names its product probable histone H2B.3. The transcript has a single exon. The record is from RefSeq and is a predicted model, not a curated record. Gene Ontology annotation, biological process: nucleosome assembly. The annotation marks the transcript as partial. Lineage: Eukaryota; Viridiplantae; Streptophyta; Magnoliopsida; Asterales; Asteraceae. Gene Ontology annotation, cellular component: nucleosome. Gene Ontology annotation, molecular function: structural constituent of chromatin; DNA binding; protein heterodimerization activity.
AAGAAGAAGAAGAGGAACAAGAAGUCGGUGGAGACUUACAAGAUCUACAUCUUCAAGGUUUUGAAGCAGGUUCAUCCUGACAUUGGAAUCUCAAGCAAAGCUAUGGGGAUUAUGAACUCGUUUAUCAACGAUAUCUUCGAGAAGUUGGCUCAGGAGUCUUCGAGGCUUGCUCGGUACAACAAGAAGCCGACGAUUACUUCCAGGGAGAUUCAGACCGCCGUGAGACUUGUACUUCCCGGUGAAUUGGCGAAACACGCUGUAUCUGAAGGUACAAAGGCUGUAACCAAGUUUACAAGCUCUUAGAGAUUUGCGUAGAUGAUCUCCUGCGUUUUGUUGUAAAAAUUCGAAGUGGAUCUUGAGUUGAAACUUAUGUAAUCAUUCGGUGAUAAAAUGAUAUGAUAUGGAAUUUAGGUUUUCGUGAAUUUGUUCAAUUUUAUUCAGUUCGAUUGAUCUACGAAUUUGGGGAUUUUAACCCUAAAUUUGAAUCAAGCAAAGGUUAAUCACUUCUGUUUCAGCUUCU